Macrobrachium nipponense is the source of this 735-nucleotide messenger RNA. Its product is annotated as zinc finger CCHC domain-containing protein 10-like. Gene Ontology annotation, molecular function: zinc ion binding; nucleic acid binding. The record is from RefSeq and is a predicted model, not a curated record. The transcript is spliced from 3 exons. Bases 1 to 735 code for a protein of 244 amino acids. Lineage: Eukaryota; Metazoa; Arthropoda; Malacostraca; Decapoda; Palaemonidae.
AUGAGAAUAUUACAAGUGGAGAAACAAUUCUGCAAGAACUUAGUGUUGUUAGAAAACUUCAAGGAUAACGUAUUCCCUGAGAUUAAGCUUUACAUAGAAGAUAGGCGAGAAGUAUCUUUUGCAGGAGCAACUAGGUUAGCUGACGAAUAUACUUUGACUCAUAAUUUAAGUGUUAGUAAGAUGCGAAAUGAUCCUUCGUCUGGUAGAGUACAAAGCAGUAAAGGUUUCAGUUCUAGUAAUAGCAAUGCAAGUAAAAGUGUAUAUUCUUGCUAUACAUGGGGAAAACCUGGUCAUACGUCUAAGGUUUGUGAGAAUAAAGUGGCAUCUAGUGGCUCAGAAUUAACUUGUUUCCGAUGUAAUGGGAAAGGGCAUUUAGCAAGCAAUUGUGUAGUAGAAAGGAAGGACGUUAAGAAACCAGCGUCUCUAGUUAACCUUUCGUCAAUGCCUGAAAUGGUAGUAACUAGGUCAGGUUUAGAUACAGACAUAGACUAUGGUCAUAAUUUGUUUGUGGAUUCGGACGAGUGUGAGUGCGUGGAUUCGAACGAGAGUGAGUUCGUGGAUUUGAACGAGUGUGAUAGAGGUGGCGAGGUUGAUCUUGUUGCCUUACGACUGGGAGUCAAAAGAGCAAUGUGCUCAUUCCAUCCCUCUCCAUCUUCCUCCUCCUCCUCCUCCUCCUCCUCCUCCUCCUCCUCCUCCUCCUCCUCCUCCUCCUCCUCCUCCAUGCAUCUCAGAUGA